Zootoca vivipara (common lizard) is the source of this 3672-nucleotide messenger RNA. RefSeq lists its product as uncharacterized. The record is from RefSeq and is a predicted model, not a curated record. Lineage: Eukaryota; Metazoa; Chordata; Lepidosauria; Squamata; Lacertidae.
UUUAAAGGUAUGGAUUAUGGAAAUGACUUCUGUGGGAGUGGGAUUCCUUCAAAACAUCAAGAAACUCACACAGGGGAGAAACCAUAUAAAUGUAUGGAGUGUGGAAAGAGAUUCCUUUUGAGUAGGCACCUUAAUGCACAUCAUCGCACUCACACUGGUGAGAAACCAUUUAGAUGUUUGGAGUGCGGAAAGACCUUCAGUCAGAGUGGAAACUUUAAAAGACAUCAACAAACUCACACAGAAGAGAAGCCAUUUAAAUGCAUAGUGUGUGAAAAGAGCUUCAGUCAGAGUGGAAACUUAAAAAUACAUCAGCGAACUCACACUGGGGAGAAACCAUUUAGAUGUAUGGAGUGCGGAAAGACCUCCAGUAAUAGUGGAAACUUUAAAAGACAUCAACGGACUCACACAGGAGAGAAACCAUUUAAAUGCAUGGAGUGUGGAAAGAGCUUCACUAUUAAUGGAAACCUUAGAAGACAUCAAUGGGAACACACUGGGGAGAAACCAUUUAAAUGCAUGGAGAGUGGGAAAAGCUUCAGUCAGAGUGGACACCUUAAAAAGCAUCAACAAACUCACACAGGGCAGAAACGAUUUAAAUGUAUGGAGUGUAGAAAGAGCUUCAGAGACAGUGGAAUGCUUAGAAGACAUAACCUAACUCACACAGGGGAAAAACCAUUUAAAUGUAUGGAGUGUGGAAAGAGCUUUUGUGAUAGCGGAACGCUAAUAAUCCACCAGCGAACUCACACAGGGGCAAGACCUUUUAAAUGCAUGGAGUGUGGAAAGAGCUUCAGUCAGAGUGGAAACCUUAAAAAGCAUCAACGAACUCACACAGAGCAGAAACCAUUUAAGUGCAUAGAGUGUGGAAAGAGCUUCAGAGAUAGCGGACACCUUAGAAGACAUAACCUAACUCAUACAGGGGGGAAACCAUUUAAAUGCACGGAGUGUGGAAAGACCUUCCGUGAAAGGGCAACGCUUUCCGCACAUCUCCGAAUUCACACGGGCGACAAACCAUUUAAAUGCAUGGAGUGUGGAACAUGCUUCCGUCAUAGAGGAUCACUGAAAAUGCAUCAAUAUACUCAUACAGGAGAGAAACCAUAUAAAUGUUUUGAGUGUGGAAAGUGCUUCAGUCACAGUGGAAAGCUUAAUGCACACCUACAAAUUCACACAAGGGAGAAACCUUUUAAAUGCAUGGAUUGUGGAAAGAGCUUCAUUAAUAGUGGAAAACUUAGAAGACAUCAGCAAACUCACAUGGGAAAAACAAUUUGAAUGUAUGUUUGGUUGCAGAAUAAAUCCAGGCAUAUCUGGAGCUUGUGGACCAUUUGGACUGCAUUUGUUCCAGUUGGGUUUCACGCCCUGCCAUCAGACUUUAGUCAAGACAUAGGACGAUGCAGAAGGUAGUCUCGCUUGUCGCACUUUUAAAACGUAGGACGAUGUAGAAGGAAGAUAUCAGCAUGGCAUUGCCAAUAGGAACUGUGCAUUAUAAUCUUUGGACUUGACAAUCCUUGGGCUUUACGAUACCAAUAUAUGAUAGGUUGCCAUCAGGAACUGUGCUUUUUGAUAUGACGUCCAGGAGCAGGGCCAUAUCAAACUCCAAAACCACCAUUCCAGAGCUUUGCUGUGUUCACAGCCCAGCUCUCUCUCUCUCUCUCUCUCUCUCUCUCUCUCUCUCUCUCUCUCUCUCUCUCUCCAGGACAUCUUCCGGGCUCUGAAUUCUUCCUUGGCUGUCUUGGGAAUUUCAUCUUUUUUCCAUGAGCCAGCCAGCUGUGGUUGGGGGUCUCGCCUGGCUGUGGGCAGCUGGGUGGGACUUUUUAAAUUUGCUUUGGCCUUUAGUUAACCUGCAUUCAUAUCUUACCUUUCCUCCAAGGAAGUAGAGGCAACCUGGGUGCUUCUCCAGCUCCCUUUUUAUCCGCACAACAACCACCUUGUGAGGUAGGCUAGGCUGAGACACAGUGGGUGACCCAGGGGUUGGAUUUGAACCCUGGUCUCCCAGGUCCUACACAGGAGCCACUGCAGCGCCUUGACUUGGGAUUCAUAUGCUUUGUUAGGCCUCAAAAGUCCAACUUUUUUUUUUUAAGAACAGAACAGCAGCCCCAAUACACAGGAAGCUGCCUUCUAGGGAGUCAGGUAAUUGGUCAAUCUAGGCCAGGAAUGUCUUCACUGACUGGCAGCAGCAACCCAAGAUCUGUCUGAAGACGAAGGGCCUCUCCCAGAUGCCGGGGGUGGGGGGUGGGGUGUUGAACCUGGGACCUUUUUCUUGGAUGCAAUGCAGAUAGAAUAACAAAAUUAUAUUUAGUUAGUUAGUUAGUUAGUUAGUUAGUUAGUUAGUUAGUUGAUUGCAGAAACCCUCAAAGCGGUUAAAAAUCAGAUGAAACUAAAAGACUGAGGAAAAUUCACAACCAUGCAGUCCAAUCCUUUCCGGAGAACAGCAGCGUCAAUGCCUAUGAUUUCAGAAUCACAGCUGAACAAUCCCCAAGAAAUGAAAAUCGAAUUGGGAUUCUUUGCACCCCAAUGAUUGCCAAGAGGCUGAUAUUGAUUAACUAACUGGAAGAAUAAAAACGUGACAACACGAUAGAAGAUGCAACACAUGAAUGCAGACUGUGUUUGUACAUAUAUAUAUUGAUAUUAGGAAUGAGUUCAUACAAAAUGUAGUGGGUUAUUAGUGACCAUGUAUGUAUUAGGAUAGGGGACCCGGGUGGCUCUGUGGGUUAAACCACUGAGCCUAGGGCUUGCUGAUCAGAAGGUCGGCGGCACCCCCGUUGCUUGGUCCCAGCUCCUGCCAACCUAGCAGUUCGAAAGCACGUCGAAAUGCUACCGGUAGUAGAUAAAUAGGAACCGCUACAGCGGAAAGGUAAACGGCGUUUCCAUGUGCUGCUCUGGUUUGCCAGAAGCGGCUUUGUCAUGCUGGCCACAUGACCUGGAAGCUAUACGCCGGCUCCCUCGGCCAAUAAUGUGAGAUGAGCACGCAACCCCAGAGUCAGUCGUGACUGGACUUAAUGGUCAGGGGUCCCUUUACCUUUACCUAUGUAGUAGGAUAGUAACAUCACUUAUAUCUAUCACUGUGCCAUACAGAGCGUGCUCACGUACGGUUUAUGUGUGUGGUACGGAAGCUGUACUUCCCAGGACAGAGCAGGGCUGUGUAGAAUUAUUAAAACAGCAGAGAGCAUUAUUGGCUGCUCACUCUCCACCUUAGAACAAAUUUACACCACCAGGUGCCAUAAAAAAGCACUAGAUAUAUCAAGAUAUCCAACGCACUAAAAAAGCACUAGAUAUCCAACGCACCCUGGUCACCAUUUCUUUCAGCUCCUGCCAUCGGGACGGAGAUAUAGAACUAUGCAGGCAAGAACGAGCCGUCUCAGGAACAGUUUCUUCUCUAGAGCGAUUUUGGCCUUAAAUGGAAAGCCUGGACUUUGAAGUCUUAUUUUACUUGUUAUUUUACUUGUUAUCUUAUUUUACUUGUUAUUUUGUAUUAUAUUUACUGUUUUUUAAUUAGGUUUUUAUAAUUUUGGAUUAUGCGGAAUGCUUUAUCGGAGUGGAUGUAGCAACCGAGUAAUUUUGUUGUUCCCGCAAGGGGACAAUGACAAUAAAGAUAUCUUAUAUCUAUAUAAUAAUGGAUAGAAAUGAAAGUUAAGUAAAGUCAAGAAAAAAUGGGCUGGGGGGGAUGGGCAAAGGUGCAGU